AUGAUCAUCAAAUAUCUGUCGAUACAUGUUAGUCGUCCAAGAAUCAGAGAAAUGCUUCAAGCUGCAGCUAAAAUGGGGUUGACAGUGUGUAGAACUUGGGCUUUUAACGAUGGUGACUAUAAUGCCCUUCAGAUUGCCCCUGGACAAUUUGAUGAAAGGGUAUUCAAGGCAUUGGAUUAUGUGAUUGCAGAAUCAAGACAAGUUGGAAUACGACUUUUGUUUAGCCUGGUUAAUAACCUCCAAGCAUAUGGUGGCAAGACUCAGUAUGUAAAAUGGGCAUGGGAUGAAGGCGUUGGUUUGAGUGCCUCUAAUGAUUCCUUCUUCUUUGAUCCAUCAAUUCGCCUUUAUUUUAAGAAUUAUGUCAAGACCAUCUUGACAAGGAAGAACUCCAUCACAGGAGUUGUGUACAGGGAUGAUCCCACUAUCUUUGGGUGGGAGUUAAUUAAUGAGCCUCGUUGCAUCACUGAUGCUUCUGGUGACACCCUACAAGACUGGAUAGAAGAAAUGUCGUCCUUUAUAAAAUCAAUCGACAGAAAACAUAUGUUGACUAUUGGGCUUGAAGGGUUUUAUGGGCCAAAAAGCCCAAAGAAAGAUUCAGUCAAUCCCGAAUUUUGGGCUGCUGAUCUUGGAGCUGAUUUUAUUCGUAAUUCUGCACCCUCCACCAUUGAUUUUGCGUCUGUUCAUAUAUAUCCUGACCAUUGGUUUAAAAAGAAGAGUCUUGAAGGAAAACUAAAAUUUGUUGCUAAAUGGAUGCGUUCCCACAUUGAAGAUGGGGACCAAGUGUUGAAGAAACCCGUGAUGUUUACAGAAUUCGGUUUAUCAGAUUUAAACAAAGGCUUUAACCCUUCACAAAGAGACCAAUUCUACAAAACUGUAUAUGACGUCAUUUAUGAAUCUGCAAAGAAAAAGGGGGCAGGUGGAGGAUCUUUUGCUUGGCAAUACUUUGUGGAAGGAAUGGAGGAUUAUAAUGAUGAUUUUGGAAUAGUGCCAUGGAAGAGAGCUUCAACUUAUGAGAUUAUAACAAAACAUACGUGUGAGUUGGCAAAAGUUCAUGGGAGGAUUGAGUCUCAAAACUUGAAACAACUUUGUAGUCAUUAGUGAUGAAAAACGGGUUGAUUAUUUAUUGUCUUAUUGAUCGAAAUAAUUUGAUUUGUUUUGUGGGGGUUUGAGGUUUUGGUUGAUUAUAGGGGAUGAUGAUGGUGUUUGGUUUUUUGUGUAAGCCAUGUUGUUCCCAUGUUUUAUAUAUAGUUAGUUUUAUGAAAAUGCAAAUUGUGAACGUUAUGUGAUUCAUCUCCUAGGUUGAAAUACAAUAUUUUUAAGUUGUAAAGGGUUUUUGCAUGAUAUGGGUUCAAAACUAUUUUUGUAAGUUUGUGAAUUUUGUAGUAUAUAAUAACAAAAAAUAUGUUAUCCGUUUAUA
This is a messenger RNA of Lactuca saligna, 1417 nucleotides long. Lineage: Eukaryota; Viridiplantae; Streptophyta; Magnoliopsida; Asterales; Asteraceae. The record is from the annotation of a GenBank genome assembly.